Messenger RNA from Osmerus eperlanus (European smelt), 1844 nucleotides. It is a transcript of the gene peak3, whose product is annotated as PEAK family member 3. The transcript has 5 exons. Gene Ontology annotation, molecular function: protein kinase activity. The record is from RefSeq and is a predicted model, not a curated record. NCBI's taxonomy places the organism in Eukaryota, Metazoa, Chordata, Actinopteri, Osmeriformes, Osmeridae. Gene Ontology annotation, biological process: protein phosphorylation. Bases 81 to 1844 code for a protein of 587 amino acids.
AGGCAGAGGUGGAGAGAGAGAACGACAGGCAGAGAGGCAGAGAGAGAGAGAUCUUGUGAGUGGAGGCAGACAGAGCAGGGAUGGAGACCAGGACCAGUCCAGCAGAGAGACAGAGACCACCAGCACUGCCUGUCAAACAGCGCCGGAGCAUGUACUCCAGCUCCAGUGCAGACCUGGAGGGAGGACUGUGGAGUCCCAGGGUGUCCCAGCUCCACAGCCCCAACGCAGACGUGUUCUCUGAGCCCACAGACUGUCAGGCUGCCCUCUGCCCCAUCCAUCAGAGAUACGACCCGUCUCUGUGUCACCAGGAACGCUUCUUCUCCGACAGCUGUCCUCCCCCCGUCCCUAAGAAGAGCCUGGUCAGGACCCUGUCCCUACCAGGGGGCUACCUGUGUCCCCUGUCCCCAUGUCCCAUGUCCCCCGGCCUGUCCCCCAUUUGGCCCCAGCCUCUGUCCCCAGGCUGGUCCCCCCUGCCCCCAGCCCCCCACAGCCCACGAAGCUAUGACAACCCCCUAUACAUGAUCACCUCUGCCCCGGCCCCCCAGCAGAGGCCCGUCCAGCCGCCCCCACCCACCCUCCUGCCCCUCUCCCAGCUCAGCUUCGACACCCCCGACCGCCUCCUGCCUCACUUCUUCUGCAGCUUGGCCAGUCACGCGAGCGUUUCCCGGGGCCUGCAACAGCGCCACCUGCUGUUCCUCAGGAGCGUGGCCGAGAGGCUGGAGGCUGGGCAGCUCCUGGGGGGAGGGGACGGGGGGCCUGGAGGGGCUCUCCAGCCCCAGGACCUCCUCCUGUGGGACUGCCGGCCCCGGCAGAUAGGGGGCGCUCUCUACUACCGCCUGCACAGCGCCGUGUUCCCAGGCAAGGUGCUGGCUGCUAAGGUGAGCCGUGGCGCCGAUUCCUCCCCUCACCCCCCCCCUUGUCCGCCUCACAUCAACAUCCAGCAGGUCCUCGCUCACUUCCCUCCCCAGUCCGACCUCUGCCCCUCACCCCCCCAGGAGCCCUCCCCUGCCUCGCAGCCUGGCCGCAGCACACCGCUGCCACCACACGAGGGCGCCGUCGAGUCGGCCGGGUGCCUGAAGCGCAGCAGGGAGACCAGAGAGCCGAGCGUAGCCUCCCUGCUCCAGACAGGGUGCAGGGUGACCCUGGAGAGGGACCUGCCCCGUGCCACGCUAGAGGACUUUGCGGAGGAGGGCAGGGGCCUGGGUGGGGCUGAGGGCCGGGGGUAUGAGAGGCAGCUGGGGGUUCUUCUGCUGCAGCUAGCCAGGGGGCUCCAGGUGCUUGACGGCCACGGGGCAUGCACCUGCGUGGAGCUGCACCCACGAGACGCCCAGUUUGGGGCCAUCAUCCAGCACUGCCUUCACCUCCAGGAGGCUGCCUCCCCCUGCUCAGGGAGUCCCAGCCUCCCCCAGACAGGCUCUCCGUACCGCCCAGGGCUGCAGCAGCUGAGCGGCUGGCUCAGGGAGGAGGGGAGCGGGCUGCAGAUAGGAGACACAGUGGGCAUACUGCAGGUCCUGCUCUGGGGCCCUCGGGCUAGGCUCUUCAGUCUCCAUCCUGCUGGAGGAGGAGGGGCUGAGGGGGUUGGGGCUCGAGGCGUGGAUGAGGCCGGGGCUGGAGGUGGGGCUGUGGAUGAGGCUGGGGCCGGGGCUGAAACCUCCAUCGUAUGUAACUGGCUCUCAGUGAAGCGAGCUCUGCUGGUCCUGAAGCUGGCAGAGAAAGGUUUCCAUGGGGACCAGUCUGGCCUGGACUGGGAGGACUUCCUGUGUCUCCACUACCUCUCUCAGACUGACCCUGAAUCCGUAUUGAGGGCCACAGCUCGACUGGGGCUCCACAACAUCCCCAACUAG